Messenger RNA from Pocillopora verrucosa, 771 nucleotides. The record is from RefSeq and is a predicted model, not a curated record. NCBI's taxonomy places the organism in Eukaryota, Metazoa, Cnidaria, Anthozoa, Scleractinia, Pocilloporidae.
AUGUCGUGUCGAAUACUAUCAAAUGCUUUAGACAUGUCUAAAGGUACAGAAACAGGCACCAUGGCCACAAUUCAUGCCUUUCUUCGUAGACAUCACACUGACGUUGUGGAUCCUGCAGACACAAUUUUGUAUGGUCCAUCAACUUCAAACCAAAUCGAAAGAUGGUGGAAAGAAUUACACGAAAGAAUGGAAAAAUUUUUCAAAAGUCAGUUAAGAUGGCUUAAAGAUCAAGGGCAUUAUGACCCACAUGAUGAUAUUGACAGGAAGCUUCUUUCUUUUAUUAUGGUUCCUGUGGUUCAGAGAAAGCUAGAUACAUUCAAGGAGAUGGUGUGGAAUUCCCACAGGAUCAGAGCCGAGAAGGACACAGUUUUACCAGAUGGAGUCCCAAACCAUAUUUACAGUUUUCCUCAGAAAUAUGGGCUUGAAGAAUGCGGUCUUCAAGUAACUGAUGAUCAACUAAAAGAAGCUGCUGUCCAGUCAGGCAUCCUUACUGUUGAUGAUGACUUUCUCGCCCCUGAGUUCAGAGCAGAGUGUGAACGAAUCAUUGACACUGACCAUUUGAAACCUGCUGAUUGCAAGGAAGCAUUUCUUUUCCUAAAGAGAAAUUUUUCUUUGUAAUAACUCCACUGUUUAUCCAUGGUGUUAUGCCCUUGACUCUAUUUUUAUAGUGAAAGCAGCAUGUUUUCUCCCACAUCCUCCAUUUUGUUACUAUGAACUUUGUGCAGCCAUAAACAACAAAUUCAUCUGCCAAUGAACUGUGCUUUAAUCAUU